Messenger RNA from Mycotypha africana, 2048 nucleotides. RefSeq names its product Alpha/Beta hydrolase protein. Bases 65 to 1912 code for a protein of 615 amino acids. The transcript has 5 exons. Gene Ontology annotation, biological process: lipid metabolic process. The record is from RefSeq and is a predicted model, not a curated record. Lineage: Eukaryota; Fungi; Mucoromycota; Mucoromycetes; Mucorales; Mycotyphaceae.
CUCUGAUCUUUCUUCUUUUUUACGCCUCAACUUAAAUCAUUGGGAACAUUCUUCAACCAGUAAGAUGAUAAAAGUGCCCAUAUUGGAUCGAUUGAGCUUUAGGGACUAUCAAGGUCUCUUCAUUACUAUUUUAUUCUUCAUUGUGGAGGGUUUUAUCAGAAUCAUCGUCAUGUUUAUGCCGAAAUUCCUAAUCAGCACAUUCAAAUUGAUGGUCGACAUACUGUUCCCUUGGAUAUCAAGAAUUGAAAAUGCUCCUCAUGUAAGCCCUCUGGAAAAAGCUCAGAGCUUUGAAAAGAUGGUCGCGUACUGGAAAAAUUAUAAUUGCGAACAACACAUUGUACGUACAAAAGAUGAUUAUCUUUUAUGCGUUCAUCGCAUUCCAUCUGUAAAACGGCAAGUCAAUGUAGACAAAAUCAUUAACAAAAGAAGAAACCACUAUAAAAACCAUACUUCAAGGCUGGAAAAAAAUAAUAUUCAAGUAGUUGAUAAUCUUGAUCAAUUCAUCCGAGAGUCAUUACCCAAUACCGAUCAGGAAUUAGCAUUGACCACGCAAACGUAUCAUUCAGAUUCUUCUACUAUCUAUUCAAAUGAGCGCUUCACUGGUUCUGCUACGGAUAGAAAGCGGCGUAGUGGAAAGCCGGUUGUGCUACUUUACCAUGGCUUUUUAAUGUCAUCGGAAAUUUGGGUGACAAAUACAGAAGAGUUCAGUAAUUUACCUUUCAUUCUCGCUCAGAAAGGUUAUGACGUUUGGCUUGGCAAUGCAAGAGGCAACAAGUACUCUCAGUAUCAUGUGUAUGAAAACCCACGAAAUCAACCUUUUUGGAACUUUUCCCUCAAUGAAUUCGCUACACGAGAUUUACCUGAUACCGUGGAUUACAUUCUAGCAGAAACGGGUGCUGCUAGCUUAACCUAUAUUGGCUUUUCUCAAGGUACAGCACAGGCCUUUGCAGGGCUUUCUGUCAACUCAGACCUGAACCGAAAAGUCAAUCUAUUUAUCGCUAUGGCACCAGCUACCACACCAAAGGGCUUGAGCAACCCACUCAUAGAUGCUUUUGUUAAAGCGACACCUACCGUGAUCUAUCUCAUCUUUGGUCGAAAAACGCCUUUGAAACUUGCCCUUUUUUGGCAACGUAUUUUGUCACCGCCUCUCUUUGUCAAAGUGAUUGAUGCAUCUGUAGGCUUCCUCUUUGGCUGGACAGGUCACAAUAUGACCAUGGACCAGAAAACAGUCAGUUACCAACAUUUGUAUUCCGUCACCAGUGUAAAGUCCUUGGUGCAUUGGUUCCAAAUUAUCAGAUCAGGUCAGUUCCAUAUGUACGAUGAAGUGCCAAGCCGUCUUCCAUAUCAUACUGUCAACACCGUUGCCGACCACAUACCUCCUCGCUUCCCUACCUUGCAGAUUAAGACGCCUAUUGCCAUUUUUUAUGGUGGUACGGAUUCUCUCGUAGAUUUCGAUGUGUUGGCAGCUGAUUUACCAUCGCCUUUAGCCUAUGUCAAAUCAAUUCAGAAAUGGGAGCAUUUGGAUUUCUUAUGGGGCGAUGGAAUUGAGUACUUGGUCUAUCCUGAUAUAUUGAAACUAUUACAAAUUUUCAAUCCUCGUCUUCCUCCUCCGUCAGAAAAUAGUAGUGCGGCUGUACCUUUAAUGAUAAUGGACCAAGAGCAACUACGUAUGCAACAACACGAAGAUGAUGUGAAGCAAGCAAGACAGCAGCAACAGCAACAACGCAAUUUCAAGUCUUAUCAUGAAAGCGCUCCAAGGGAUAAGAGGAACAGCGGUAGUCGGUACAGUAGUCUCCUGAUGAAUGAUGAUAGCAGUUUAGAAUACGCACUGGAAGAAACGCUGAUUAAGAAUAAUGGUAGUAAUGUGAGUAUUCUCGAAGAAUACAAAACAUACUUUGACUAUAAGCAAUGAAAUUCAAACUGUCUUUAUUCGUAUUAUAAAUCACCUUUGCAGCCAUUAGGGAGAGACACAUCUAUAUAUUAACGGACUUUAUCGCAUAACACUGUUAUUUAUUUGAAAUAAAAGUAUGGAUUGAUUUAUUUUUUCG